AUGGACUACUGUGUCGAAUUUCAGAGUCAACUAAAACUUGCGAAAGACAUGGGCUAUUCCGAAGAAGUUGUUCUUGCUGCACUUCAAUCACAAGCAAAAAAUAAAGAAGGGAUUUAUGUACCAUUCGAAAGCACGAACGCGAUGCUUGAUAUCUUAAACCAAGCCGCUCUCCGAAAAUCCGCAUCACCAUUGCCUGCUGGUACUGCUGGGAGCUGCAGCAGUGAUCGAAAGAAUGUGCCGCGAUCAUUGUCAUUUCAUGGCGGCUCACUCUCUCUCGUAAGCCCUCGGGGCGAUGAACUUUCUCGAUUGCUUCGAACAUUCGAAGCAGAGAAAGCUCGAGAUCUUGAGGCAGCGGAGAGCAAUAUGGCGCUUCUCAAAGCUCGUAUUCACGACUUGGAGCGUUUCAACGAUCAAUAUCAGCAGAAUGAGCAUGAGUUGCGUGAAUGUAUCCAGCAGCUUCAGCAAAGAAACGAAUCACUGAUUAACGAUUUCGAGAAGUGUGAAAACGAGAGGAUACAAUUAAGUCAGACUAUCGUUGAACUGCAGGCAGUAACGGAUCGUCUGACAUUAGAGAACCUUCGAAAUGAACACCAAGCCAAAGAUCAGAAGGAACUCGCUGAGCACAGGAAAAAGCAGCACGAUCAGCAGAUUUCUGCUAUGGAAGAGUCGAUUCGAACUCUAACCGAAAAAUGCAACUCAUUAUCGGCAAACUUGAAAGACAAGGAGAAGCAACUGAUUGAGAAAUCCAGGCGUAUUCAAGAGAUCGAAGACCGACAUUCUCAUCUGCAGCCGGAGACGUUGCUGGAAAAAAUAAUGAACGAAUACCGACUAAAGCGAAUCGAAGAGGAGAAACGAAUAGAAGCGAACGACCUAUUUCAUAGAAAAAUGUUUAAAUAUCAUGAACAAUUGUUGGCAUCACUUCCUCGAUUAGAGGAACAUCGUCGACGUCUAGAGGUGGAAAAAGAAUGUGCCAUUGAAGAGAGUGAACAGCUAAGGAGAGAAAUGUCGCGCCUGAGGGAGAAAAUCUGCGCGGAAUGUUGCAUCUGCCUCGCUACGAAGCCAUCCGUACUGUUUCUGCCGUGCCGUCACAUGGUGGUCUGCGAUUCAUGCCAUGCUGAAUCAACCAUAUCCGAGUGCCCCACGUGCAGAACUCAUGUCGGAGAUUCAAUGAAAGUGUUUUCAUAG
Messenger RNA from Angiostrongylus costaricensis, 1185 nucleotides. The record is from the annotation of a GenBank genome assembly. Lineage: Eukaryota; Metazoa; Nematoda; Chromadorea; Rhabditida; Metastrongylidae.